This is a messenger RNA of Chroicocephalus ridibundus (black-headed gull), 5017 nucleotides long. Its product is annotated as plasma membrane ascorbate-dependent reductase CYBRD1. Gene Ontology annotation, molecular function: oxidoreductase activity. Lineage: Eukaryota; Metazoa; Chordata; Aves; Charadriiformes; Laridae. The record is from RefSeq and is a predicted model, not a curated record. Gene Ontology annotation, cellular component: lysosomal membrane. The transcript is spliced from 4 exons. The coding region runs from base 250 to 1101 and encodes 283 amino acids.
ACACCAGCUCCAGCCCCGAGUCGCGGGGAGCGGGGAGGGCCGCGGGGCGGGCACCCAGGCAGGGGACAGGCUGACACACACACACACACACACACAAAUAAAAAGCAGCCCCCUCCCGGAGAAGAAGCGGCGCCGAGGCGGCGGGGGGGCGCGGGGAGGUGCGGCUGGCACCGCCCGCCCGGUCCCGGGCCCGCCCGCCCACCCGGCCCCUCCUUCGGGGCGCUCGCUGCCGUGCUCGGGGCGCGGAAGAUGGAGGACUACGGGCGAUUCCUGGCGCUGCUGGGCUCGGCGCUGCUGGUCGGCUUCGUCUCGGUCGUCUUCUCCCUCGUCUGGGUCUUCCACUACCGCGAAGGGUUGAGCUGGGACGGCAGCCCGCGGGAGUUCAACUGGCACCCCGUCCUCAUCAUCACGGGAUUCGUCUUCAUCCAGGGCAUCGCUAUUAUUGUGUACAGGUUGCCCUGGACCUGGAAAUGCAGCAAACUCCUAAUGAAGUUCAUACAUGCUGGACUGAAUACCAUAGCUAUGAUUCUUGCAAUUGUUUCUAUGGUAGCCGUGUUUGAAUUCCACAAUGCCAGGAACAUUCCUAACAUGUACAGUCUGCACAGCUGGAUUGGGCUGACUGCUGUUAUAUUUUAUUCUCUCCAGCUCGUCUUGGGUUUCGCUGUCUUUCUGCUCCCUUUUGCUCCAGUUCCUCUCCGAGCAGCUCUCAUGCCAAUACAUGUUUAUUCAGGUCUUACCAUCUUUGCAACAGUGAUUGCAACAGCUCUCAUGGGAAUCACAGAAAAGCUUAUCUUUUCCUUGAAGAAUCCUGCAUAUAGUGCAUCCCCACCAGAGGCAACUUUUGUCAACUGUCUUGGUCUUUUGCUUGUCAUAUUUGGUGCCCUUAUUUUGUGGAUGGCAAGCAGGUCCCAUUGGAAGCGCCCCCCAGAAAAGAAUGCUAAAGUUCUGCAGCCCAUUGGAGGGACUCCUGAAGGCACAGAAGCAGAAUCCACAAUGACAGAUGGCAGUAAUGCAGACAAAUCUGACCUGAGGAUCAAUAGUGAAGCAGCCAGAAAGCAAAACCUCAAACUUGAUGAAGCAGGCCAGCGAUCAACUAUGUAAAGAAAAUACACAGAAUAACAGUACUAUUAUACUGCCAAAUCCCACUGAUUCCUUCCAAUUUAGUUAUAUUGAUAUAUAAAUAGGUUGGGGUUUUAUUUUCAGUAUGGCUUGCUCAAAGAUACUCAAGUUUUCUGUACAUGAAUUUAAAUUCCAGUAUUAUAUUAUAUUAUAUUGGUUCAUGCUCAGUCCUCAUUUAAAAAAUGACAGCAUGAAUGACAUCAGAUAAUGGGAAAAUCACAUAAUUGGAAAAUGUUUUCCAUAUCACAUCUUUAUUUAAUGCUUAUAUCUCUUAGAGUCAUGAAAAGUUAACAAGAUUGAGACUAAAUUUUGCUCUGAAUGAUUUUGCAGGUUAUGAAUCAAGAGUCAUGAAGUAUACCAGACAGCAGAGUUUGGUUGGUCACACGUAAUUUUUCUGGUAAUGUUCACUUUUUUUUGAAGCCCUGAUUUCUCAAGCUGAUUAACCCCCUCACCAGCUACUAAAUUCUAUGGGAUUUGAGGUAAUUCAGAACUUUGCAGAGUUGCACCAUUAAAAUGUUUAGUCUAAAAUUUUUAAAUCAAAAAAGGAAUGAAAGUUUGAAUGAAAAUUUCAUUAAAUGUUAUGUUUCCUUUAAAAGCUUUUAUGUUUUGGGGUUUUUUAGCCAAAACCUAUCUGUUGACUUUUAACCAACUCUACCAAAUAUAUCAUAUAUCAUAUAGAGAAAGCAUUUGGCUUUGGAUUAUGUACGAUCAUUACUGAAAUCUAAGGAUAUUGUAAGACAUCCAAAUGCAGAAGUUGUCUUAUUUGGAAAACUAGAGAUGCACACUUAGAAAAAUAUGUAUUGCUUAAACGAAGUCUUCCUUUUAUCCCAGAAGGUAGUAUUUUACUAUCUUUAUUUGAUUGCACAGUUCUAUUAUUUGUGGCACUAGACCAGAAAUUAGGAGGUUAGAAACAAGAGAAGACUGCUAGCAAUCUCACAGAAGAAAGUAGCUCGAAGUGAGAAAUGCUUCCUCCAAGAAACAGCUGAGCUUUUCUGAUUUGAUUAAAACACUACCUGUGAACUGAAACCAAAUUUUGGUAUCUCCACACUGGUGUCAAAAUCAUUAUCGUCACAGGCAUGAAAACAUACUUUAGUCUAUAAGCAAACUUUAUAAACACUAUGACUUUUUAAUUUGAAAUUAAAGUGCUAAAUAAUGCAGUUUGAGUCUCUACUGGCACUUUAAUUUUAUAGCUCUUCCUAGCAAUGGGACUAUUAAUGUAUUAUGCUCAUUCAUUAUUUUCACAGGUAUAAACAAUACUUAUUUCUUACUACUAUAGAAGAAUAAUUACAGUAGAUUAUUUUGAUUGCACAUGUCAAAAAUGAUGAGCCUUUCUAUUAUAAUCUCUUGUAAAACCUGCAAGUCCAAAUUUACCACUGUUCAUGUGGCAUUGUAGACAGUUUCAGACAGCAUAUAAUUUCCUAUUUUUUUAAAGACUACAUAAAUUUUUAUCUUCCUCAGCUUUUAAAAUGUUUAAACACAUUAAACUUUAGCAAAUAUACAGUUUUUGUAGUUCAGUGUUGCGUUAGUACAAACAAUUUUGGUCAUGAGUUAUUUUGGAUCUUCUCUGACAAGAAGCACCUCAGUUCUUGUUAUUUGAUUUGUAAUAACAUUUAAUUAUUCGGUGAAUGCAGUAUAGAAGGCCAGCACAGUAAAUUAUUCAAAAAACUUUUCUGCUGUACCUUUUGGUCUUCAAGGACUACAUCCCAGAGUUUUCACUUACAUAUGUUGGUGGAUGACUGGGACACACCUAGCACUGGUGUAUUGUUUCAUUUGGGAAAAUACCUGCUUUUAAAUGCCUUAGUGUAGAAUUCCGGUAUGACAGCAGGAAUACUAUCCUAUUGUGUGAGCACUCCUCCAGUCCCACUAUGUGCAAUGGAUCGGACAGCUUUUUCUCUGUUUUUCAAGUUCCACACAAUUACCUGUCUUCCCUAAAAUUGUUCUGUGCAGCUUCAGUAUAAAAUCCAAAUAGUACUGACAGCAGCUUUCUCACAGAAAAACAAGAGCACUUGUUUUACGUGACAUUGGUGCUCAGCUGACACGACAUGGUUAUGUUAUGCAUCCUAUUACAAAUUUAUAUAUUGAACAUUAAGUAGGAAGAGGGAUUUGCAGUAGCUUCUGGAGAACACUAAAACUGUCGUCUUUUCUUCUGAUCUCCUUGUGUUCUGCUGAACAUGGCUGCUUUUGGUGAAAUCAGUAAGCAUCUUACAGCUGGUGGAUGCAUAUUUAGUCUUUGUGAGAGCUGCUGUAUUGACACUUUUGAAGGAUAACAGGUGAAGUAAAGAAAUGAACUCAACUGCUCUAGCAAUUUACUAUGCUAGCUUUCUAACAGCAUUUUAAGUUGGUAUGUGUUGGCCUGUUAACUGUGUCUCACCCACCUGUGAAAAUGAGCUCAUUCAAUCCUUGCAGAGUACGAAGUCAUCUAAUAGACGACUGUGUUUGUGUGGAAGGUAUUAACUUGUCUAAGGAUUGUUCUAGAAGAAACUCUAACUGUAGAGUACAUUGUGAAAAAAACCCCCACAAAUCCUGUGACUUUGUUUGUUACGACAGACUUGGAUGUAUUGAAAUCAACAGCUUUUAGGUGAAUGGUUCUAUAUGCUGGUAAAGUUACGCUGUAGUAACCAGUAUGCCUUCUGUUUUUCAUUUUAUUCCAUGUACUGCUCAAGGGUAAUGAUACUUGAAAAAGAAUGGUGGCAUUUCUUUACUUCUCUAUUCUGAUUAUAUAAAACUAAUUGAAAAUCAAGGAUUAGCAACCUUUUGAGGGUAGUCUGCCAGACUAUAUUUUUAUUUUUCAACUUUGAGGUUAAACGUGAUAGUAGAAACUCAGUGGGAGCUGAAAGAUUCCAUUCUGGGAAAUAAUAAAUAAAUAAAAUAAAAUAAAAAAAAUUAAAAAAAUUCCAUUCUGGGAAUUAUCAGUGAUACCUCGUGUGUGUGAACUGUGGGCUUCUGGCUGUUUUGGCCUUUGGAAGGUCCCCGUGAGAUGCGGUAGCUGUGAGCUCCUAAAACUUGCUCAACCUUGGUGUGUGCAAUUCAAAACAGAAAACAUGCUAUAGACUUUCAGCUUCUGUUCUAAAGUGAUUAAAAAGAUCUUUAAGUAUCCUUGCAACAUAUGAGGUUAGUUCAAGUGCUAAAUAAAAAUACAUAGGACUUUGGAGAGUAACUUUCUCUGGAAAAAAAACAUAUUCCUAAAGCUGCUUCUCAGAGUGGCCUUCCAUUAACCUUCCUUUCAUGCAGCUCUUCUUACCUGUAUUUAUGUGUAAUAGCAGCAACAUGGGAAAUAAAAUGGUAUAUUUUCAACGAUAUAAGUGGAAGGUAGAACUCUAGCUUUUUUAUCAGGGUUUUUCUGCAUGUUGGAAAUCUUCUACAUUGUUGUCUUUACAGGGACAUGACUGUAGAGCUUACAUUCCAAGUUUGGAUUCCUAUUACAACGUAGGAAGUUACAAAACCUAACACUAAAAGUGCUAUUUUUUUAAGAUGCCUGAAAAAAAAUAAUAUUUUUUUAAUGUUUUUACACGCUGUCAUACCGUACUGUGCACAGAAGCAGAACAGUGUUUUUUCCAACAUUAAUGAAACUGAGAAAUGAUGGUGCAAAUUAAAUUUUAAAAUUGAAUGUACAGUAAUUACAUGUACACUUCUUACUACAUGUAAUCAAGAGGUUUGCAUAUGAAAUUGUAAAUAUGGAUUACUUGUUUACAUGGAUAUUUUAUUGAGAGAACUAAAAGAUAUUGCCAAAUAUUUUCUAUUUCAGAAGACUCUGUUUCUAUUUCCUCCGUUUCUAACUGUCCACAAGAACUUAAAGAAUUAUUUUAUUGUUUUGUUACUCGCGAUACUUAUCUGUAGAUGAAAGCAAAUGUUUAAUUACAAUGUCUAUUUUCCUUAUUCUUUUUUUGUAUCUUAAUAA